Physcomitrium patens is the source of this 1896-nucleotide messenger RNA. NCBI's taxonomy places the organism in Eukaryota, Viridiplantae, Streptophyta, Bryopsida, Funariales, Funariaceae. The record is from RefSeq and is a predicted model, not a curated record.
UUUCAGCGUUGGUUAGCGUCGUCGUACGUAGACCGGAACCGUGCCUCGAGUUGGAUGGUGACUGCCCAGCGUGUCCUGUUUGCUAAGAACCCGCACGUUGUACAGGCUGGCAAGAGUGUGGCACCGCCAUCGGCACACGCAGGCGACGAUGCACGUGCUGGUGGCUCCAACGAUGAAGUCCCGGAUGCCUCAUCGAAUGGACAGGUUGCUCACGGAGAAGAUGGGCAGAGCACAGUAGGGCCAGCAUUGACGUACAGCAGGACUACCACAAUUCACAUAGACCCGGAGACCGGGGAAGCAAGGAACGCAAGCACAGGGGAGACGAUGGAAACGCCCCUUCGGUCACCUCGGCCAGUGCCAAGCACUCCUCCACCAGUGCCGAUUUCGGAGUUCCAACAUCUGGCGACUGAAUCUGAUCUCAAGGGCAUUGAAGCUGCAUUGGACAAAGCCGUGACACCCGAGGGAGCGAUCAAGAACCAUGAUGGAGGGGACUUGGACCUUUUGAGCUUGGGCCAGAAAGACGCUCUUCUUGUCCUCCGCACUAUCUGCAAAAUGGCUAUGAAGGAUGGGAGUGACGAUUUUCUGAGUAGAACCAAGCUACUUUCUCUGGAGUUGCUCCAGGGAUGCCUGGAAAGUGUGAACCAUGCUUUCACGACGAACUUCCCUUUCAUUGAGCUCGUGAAAGCGUACCUAUGCUAUGCAUUGUUGAGGUCGUGCGUUUCGCCAACCGCAGCAGUUUUCCAGCUUGCAGUGAACAUCUUUCUGAUAAUGAUGCAGCGCUACAGGGAAAGCCUGAAGGCGGAGUUGGGAAUAUUUUUCAACUUGAUUGUUUUGCGGUCGUUGGAGAUCGAGUGUUCGAUUCAUCAGAAGACGGCAGUGCUGAACUACGAUUGUGAUCUGGACGUUACGAACUUGUUUGAACGCAUGGUGAAUUCGCUAUCGCGACUUGCCCAAGGGACGGCGAAUGGAGAUCCCAGCGCCGCGAAUGCGUCGCAAAACAUUGCGCUGAAAGCCUUGGCUCUUCAAUGUCUGGUGAGCGUGCUGAGGUCACUGGGAACGUGGACAUCGAAACAGAGGGGGAACAGGCCAGUGUUUCCCGACCUGACCGUCGCCGACGUGGAGGUUGACUCUGGUGGGGUGAACGGUGGCGGUACUGAGGCGGAUGUGAAGGAGGACGCGAAGGUCGUGACCCAAGCGAAUGAGUUCGAGAAAGCAAAAGCUCUGAAGGUCACCAUGGAGAGCGCGGUUGCCAAGUUCAAUAUGAAGCCGUCAAGUGGGAUCAAGUUUCUUUUCGAGCACAACCUGGUGGCCAAGGAGCCAAAAGCAGUCGCUCAGUUUCUAAGGGAUUCUCCGGGGUUGGACAAGACGAUGAUCGGAGACUACUUGGGGCAGCACGAGGAGUUUCCGCUGGCAGUGAUGCAUGCAUUCGUUGAUGCACUGAGCUUUAAGGAUAUGAAGUUCGACAAAGCCAUUCGGAUGUUCCUGAACGGGUUUCGUCUUCCUGGCGAAGCGCAGAAGAUCGAUCGCAUCAUGGAGAAGUUUGCGGAGAGGUACUGCCGAGACAAUCCAAAUCUGUUCAAGAACGCGGACACUGCGUACAUACUGGCAUAUGCAGUGAUCAUGCUGAACACGGACGCCCACAACCCCAUGGUGACCAACAAGAUGAGCAAGUCCGACUUCGUGCGCAUGAACUCGUCCAGCGACGUGGACGAACAUGCUCCUGCGGAACUGUUGGAGGAAAUAUACGAUUCCAUAGUUCGAGAGGAGAUAAAGCUGAAGGACGACGACUCGAAGAGGGAGAGGCCGGAAGAGAGAAGCUCGCUGGUGAGCAUAUUGAACCUGGGUGGAUUUCGAGGAAGAGGUGCUGCCGAUACGAAGAAAGAGAGCGACGAGUGA